AUUGCACAUGCUAUUAAAAGAUAUAUUAGAGUUAGAUUUGAAAUUAAAAAAGGUAGUGAUAUAGAAAAUACGAUUAAAGAUUUGUGUAGUACUUUAAUAGAAGAACUAAAUCCUAACCGUGAAAAAUUAGAUAAUAAAAUAAAAUCAUUAGUUGGAAUAUCUAAUUUGAAUGAAUGGAAAUGGCCAAUAGAUAGACCAUUUGCUGGUUUUAUACAAGCACGUUCUUUGUCAAAUAUAGGUAGUUUUAUCAAUUAUUCUCUUGUACAAAUAGAAAAAUCUUUAAAAAUACAAGUGAUAAAACCAAAUUCUAUAACUUCUACACCUUCUGUAUCUCAACUUUUAUGGACUAUACCUAUACCAAAUUCUG
Scutellospora calospora is the source of this 367-nucleotide messenger RNA. NCBI's taxonomy places the organism in Eukaryota, Fungi, Glomeromycota, Glomeromycetes, Diversisporales, Gigasporaceae. The record is from the annotation of a GenBank genome assembly.